UACUGAGGUUGCGCUGUUGGAAGCCACUACUUUCUUUCUGCUACGCCCCAAACUACGGGGGAAAAACAACCACUAGCUGUAGCUGUGUACACCCUGCCCGGACUGGAUUUAAAAGCAGACACAUCCAGCUGCAGCUCCGCAACGAGGAACCACAGAAGCGUAAUCUUUUUUUUUUCUUUUUUUCCACCGAGAAGGAGCAGAUUUCCUCACGCAAAAGGCAGAAGGCAGGAGGCCGCCGCUGGAGAAGCCAACCGUGCGUCUGGAGCAGGACUAGCUAAACAGAAACCACGACAUCCAGGCCGCCUUGGUGUUUGCUCACUUCACGGCUGUUUUGACAUCAUAUUACGGUGUUACAACCGCCACAGCCGUGAUUUCAGUGUCCCCUCGGCCAUGCGAGGAGCUCGGAUCUCCGCAGAGGAAUGCGCCGCCUGCUCCCGGCGUUAGCUCAGCCGCGGCUCCAUGGCCAACAGUAACAACAUGCUCCUGGCCUCUGCCGUGGUGGUGUGGGAAUGGCUGAACGAACACGGCCGGUGGCGGCCCUACAGCCCCGCCGUCUCCCACCAGAUAGAGGCGGCCAUCCGGAGCAGCGACCCCCGCGGAGGGAGCGUGGUCCUCGGCCAGGUGGACAGCCGGCUCUCGCCAUACAUCAUAGACCUCCAGUCCAUGCACCAGUUCAGACAGGACACUGGAACCAUCCGUCCGGUGCGGAGGAGUUUUUAUGAUCCAGCCUCGGCCCCGGGUCAGGGCUGGCAGUGGGAGUGGGAAAACGAUGCAGGCACGUGGACACCGUAUGACAUGGAGGUGGCCAUCGCCAUCGAGAGCGCCCACAACCGCCAGCAGCCCUUCCUCGACCUGACACCGCUCGGCUUCUGCUACCUCAUUGAUUUCCAGAACAUGACACAGGUGAACAGACAGAGCCAAAGGUGUCGGAGGAUCCAGAGGCGUGCUGACAUGGCCUAUCCUUUAGUGUCCGGUCCUCUCCCGGUCCCCAAAGGAGGAGGUGUAGGCGGGAGUGGAGGCCUGACAGGAGCUUUGCUGGGCGUUGGGGUGUCUGGGGCCAGCAUGGGGAUCUCAGGCUCUGUCUACUCCAACGGAGGCUUACCGGCUGCCGGACUGGGCCAGCCAUGCUCCUGCCAGCAAUGCAUGCUGGUCCUCAGUGUGAAGACCAACACCGGGGGGACAGUGGGAGGAGGAGCAGGGAUACAGACUCUGAGCAGGCGCUCGCUGACCAUACAGCGGCCCAAGACCUCAGCACUCACCGCCUCCAAACCUCUCAGUCCCUCUAAAUCGGCCACUCUGGGACGAGGACAGCAGCAGAACUCCAACUCCAACUCCAACUACUACCAGACGCUGCCGCACGGCCUCGCCAUCUCCAAAAACAUCGCCUCUCCGAGAAGGAACGCCCAGCUCUUCGCUCAGUCGCUGGCCGCCCUCACCGCCGGCACCUCCUCUAUGGGCAUCUCUGUGUCUUCCAACAGGCCGCCUCCCCCGUCCCUCCCUCCCCCUCAGCCACCGUCAUCCAACCCGAGUCUGAACCCUCCGUCCGUUCCGCCCAAACAUUCCUCAUCCUCAGCCAACGAAUCAGUGCCAACCGCCAUGUUGAUUACCCCUGCCAGCAGCGUGACCACGCCCCCUUCUCCCGUGCCAUCUCCGUCGCCGGUGGUGAUGAAGCCGCAGCGCACACCGUCGUCCGCAGCAACAGUUUGCCAUGCCCCGUUACCACAGCGAUCGAGCCUAGCCGGGCUUAGCAGACCAGCGUUACAGAGGAUUGCUAUGGCUCAGUCCAGAGCGCUCAUAGCAUCAGGUGUGCCCACCGUCCCAGUGAAGAACCUCAAUGGAUCCAGCCCUGUUCACCCUGCACUGGCCGGGAUCACGGGAAUCCUGAUGAGUGCCGCCGCUCUGCCCGUCUGCCUGACCAGGCCCCCGAAGCUCGUGCUGCAUCCUCCACCUGUCAGCAAGAGCGACAUCAAACCGGUGCCAGGCUUCGGCCACUGCUGCAGAAAGACCACCAAGAAGCAGGCUCGCAAGGGUAAAACUCCAGAGGAGGUGGUAAAGAAGUAUCUACAGAAAGUAAAAAGUCCACCAGAGGAGGACUGUACCAUCUGUAUGGAGCCACUGGGGGGUCCGUCUGGAUACAAGGGCCCAGGGGUGGGGCCUGUUUCCAGGGCGGAGUCCGUCGGUCGACUAGCACAGUGUGGACACCAGUACCAUUUCCAGUGUCUGGUGGCCAUGUACAAUAACGGCAACAAGGAUGGCAGUCUUCAGUGUCCCACCUGUAAAACCAUCUACGGCGUAAAGACGGGCAACCAGCCGGCGGGGAAGAUGGAGUACCACGUCAUCCCCCACUCUCUACCAGGACACCCUGACUGCAAAACCAUACGCAUCAUCUACAACAUCCCACCAGGCAUUCAGGGACCAGAGCAUCCGAACCCAGGGAAGCCCUUCACUGCCAGAGGCUUUCCCCGACACUGCUACCUCCCAGACAGCGAGAAAGGACGCAAGGUACUCAGACUGCUCCUGGUAGCGUGGGACCGUCGGUUGAUCUUCUCAGUUGGUACUUCGAGCACUACAGGAGAGUCCGACACCGUCAUCUGGAACGAGGUCCAUCAUAAGACAGAGUUUGGCUCCAACCUGACGGGCCACGGCUUCCCCGACCCCGGACACCUCGACAACGUCCUGGAAGAGCUCCGAGCUCAGGGCAUCACGGAGGACGACGGACUGAUGGAAAAGUGAAAGCUACGACCAGCGGAGACGGAGGAGACGCCAGCGAGAGAGCAGCAAAGAGUGGAAGCAGAGGAGGAGGAAAAAGAGGAGGUCCUGGACUGAGAAAGACUCUCUGCCAGCACUUAGAGGGACGUUUAGAAGAUUCUGUUUUGCAGAGGCAACCACUUGCUGAGAUGUCAUUGCCGGGGUCGCCUGUCAGUGCGAGUCUGUCCACAGUCUUACAAGCAUCAACAGGAGUGGGUGGAAGUUGGAGGAAGCAGCAACAGCAGCAGCUCAGAAAGGAAAAGCGAGGAAAAAAACAAGGUUUUAGCUAGGUACUAAAUGACAACUGUGAGAGUGAAUCGGUACUAAUACUUAGGACAAAAACAAGUUUACUUUACUGGGAGUCAGAAAGAUUUAAAAAGAUGGAAUAAUGUUAGAGCAGUUCAUUAAAAACAGGGAGAGAAAGGACAAAGAGAAGAAGUUGGAGUGAUUGAGGGAGGAAACUGGAGAGAGAAGAGCAGAAAGAGAGGAAGAUGGUGUACGAAUGUAGUGUAGGAUAGGAGUAGAGUAAAACUAACCUGUAUGGUGCUUUCCAGGUACUUGAGCUACCAAUAAAAACACAAAGAGUGAUGAAAGGACAGACAGAGACUGAGAGCUCGCUUUGUUCAAACCACCUGCUUGUUUGUGGUUGCUGCGCCCUCUUGUGGGUUUUCUGAUGAACAACAUCAGCCUGCAAGCUGCUGGAAAAAACACAGUUAUCCUUUUGAGUUAUCCACCUGUGUUACUUUUUUAUCAUCGUUAUUAUAACCCUCAUUUAACGUCAUUCCAUACUUUACCUCUCGUUGGGUUUUAUAUGAGCUCUGUGUUUAUGAUUGUGCGUGAAAUGACAAAAGACCAAACCGAGGCCUCGUCUUUCGGGGCCCAUUUGGAGUCUUACUGUUGAGCCACUGUGGUACUAGUUAACCUUAGAUGCACAGGUACCAGUGUUCUUUAUUUGAUUUUGUAGGUUUUGAUGAAGCCGUUUUCCACUGCAAGAACUUUCUAGAGCGGCGCGAACCUUUGAGUUUGUUACAACAGCAGGAACCGCCAUGUAGAGGCUGUUUUCAUGGGAGAAGAAACAUACCUCCUCCAGGUACCUCUGAGCAGCCCUGACAGAACUGUUGUGUGGGGCUCGAUGCUGAUUGGUUGAACUCUGAGAGGACAACGAAUGCCAAUUUUAUGCCUUCUCAGUGUCCUCGUCGAGUAGCAGUUUUCUUUUCAUUAACGUCAUUGUCAGCAUAAGAUUCAGACCUCCGUUGCUCUGUUUCCUACAUAGAACUGGAGUUAUUAUUUGUCACUGUUUGGGCAAACUCAAAGUCACCGUCGAAUGUUUCAGCGGAUGGAGGUGCUGUUGGUGUUGGUCUCACUGCCAGAAAGCCCCUCAGGCUGGGCAGAGGGUGAGACAGUUUGGUGGUAAGAGGAUGGAGAGGACAAAUCCAGAGCAGGAGAUAACACAGACAGAGAAACUCACACAAAAAAACUACAAAACAUUGGGAUUGAUCCAACUUUAAAGGAUUAUUCUGGUUUAUUUUAUAAUAAUGCGUCUGUUGUGUCUUCCAUCAUUAUUGUGGAAAUUCAAUGCAAUUGGGACACAACGUUGUAUAUAAUGGCAAAAAUCUCCCUGCAACAUUUGUUUAAAAUGACUUCAAAUUUGUUUACAACUACACAAACCUGUCCUAAAUUACUUUAACCUUGUCUAAAAUGACAAUAAAUGAUCUAAAAUGAGUCAAAUGUUUUAUUAAAAUGACAAAAACUUGACCUAAGUGACUCGAAACAUGUCUAACAUAGCAGGAAUUAUCCAAAAUGAGUCUAAAUUUGUUUUGAGUUACUUAAAAUUUCUGACAAAAACCUGAUCUGAGUGGCUCAAAAGUUGUCUAAAAUUUAAAAAAAGACUCAGAAUUUGUUUGAAAUGACAAAUAUCUGUCCUACAUUACUUAAACCUUGUCUAAAAUGAUAAUAAAUUAUCCAAAAUGACUCAAACAUUGUAUAAAAUAACUCAAAAUUCAGUUGAAAUUACACAAGUUUGCCCCAAAUUACUUGAAACUUGUCUAAAAGGACAAAAUGAGUCAAAAUUGGUUUAAAAUGACAAACGUCUGUCCUAAAUUACUUGGAACUUGUCUAAAAUUACAAAAAUCAAUCCAACACGAGUCAAAAUUGUGUUUAAAAUAACUCAAAUUUUGUUGGAAAACUUUGAAAUUACUAGAAAGUGUCUCCAAAUUAGUCUAAAAUAACAUUUUUUUCUCUUUUUUGUUAGAGCAAAACGUUACAGCAGUGGUGCAUUCCAUAGCAGCUGGAAAAAUCGGAUCUUCUGAUAUCUGACAAGGAAAAAAAGUUGAAUGUGAAUACAGCUUUCUGUAUUUUUAAUGCGUCUGAAACAUCUGACAAUGCAGCUUUUGAGCCUUUGUCAUUCUUCUGUUCUGAUGAAGUGCAUGUCAGCUAAUGAGAAUUUAGGAGAUUCACAUUAUGAGGUCUUUAAUUUAUCACCAGUCAAUGUUCUUAAGUCAUCCGCUCUCCUGCUCUUACCUCUGCUCCCACCGACUGAAAACCCGCCGCCCAGCCUCUCAGUCGGGUCAGUAAACGGUAUUUUAUCACCGUGUUACGAGCAGAAUCUGUGGACUGUGUUUACUACCAACAAGCUCCCAGUCUAGGCUUUACUUUGGUACUCAUCCCUCCACUGAUGAUGAUAAUGAUGGUACUCCCUUCUUUAUUAUGUUCUUCUUUAUGAAAUGUAGUCACACAUUUGCUUUUUAUUAGCAUCUUUUUUGACACUAUCAUAGAAUAAAUUGCCUUUUUUCAUUUUGUACAUUUAUGUCUUAAUAAUUCUGCCCUUUUUCAUUUGUUACAGUUUGUUUGCAAAGACAGUAUUAUUAAAUACCGUGUCUUUUAUUUUCUCUGUGUACAGACGUUAAGCUGAUUUGCAUCUUCUUUUCUUUGGAAAAGGAAUUUGAUGGUAGACUUUUAUCUGAGUGUGACAUAUAAUGAACGUUAGUAGGAAGCCAAACCCUGAUACACUUGCUGUUCUGUUAAUCUUUUCUGCACGGAGCCUUUGCAACCCUGGAAGGUUCCACAGAAGUUUUGUAGAUGGAUAUUUUACAUCCAGCAAAUAAAAAAAAACAAAAGAUUAUUUCACACCUUGUAAAAUGUUUUUUAAAAUCACAACUUCCUCUUGUGUUGUUGCAGUUUUCUUGCAAAAACUGCCCAAAGAGAAAGUGGAAAAACACUGAUUUUGUAUGAUCAGUUAGUCCAAUUGAUCCUAAUUUGUUGUUUUGCUAUUAAAUGAAUGGCUUUGAAUAAAAUAUCACUAGUUUUAUCGCUGUUUCUCUUAAACUGGGUCUCGACUAAGCUACGAUUCAACAUUUCUGUUUAAAAUGUGCAUUUGUUUUUGCCGUCACCGUUUCCCAUCCUGGCUGGAGGCUCCAAACGUCCGUGGACACCGGCCCUCCAUGGCAUCAUGCCUGUGAGGAGAGGGUGGGAGUAAUGUGACCAUGGGUGAUGGUACAGGAGAAACAGAGCAUCAGAACAUGAUAAGCAAAGUGUAAAUACUGCAAAAAUAAUUGCUGGAGUAUGAAUGAUUAAUACAUGACAAUUAAAAAAAAUAAAGAAUGGAUGAAACUUA
Amphiprion ocellaris (clown anemonefish) is the source of this 6361-nucleotide messenger RNA. RefSeq names its product E3 ubiquitin-protein ligase DTX4-like. NCBI's taxonomy places the organism in Eukaryota, Metazoa, Chordata, Actinopteri, Pomacentridae. The transcript has 12 exons. The record is from RefSeq and is a predicted model, not a curated record. Gene Ontology annotation, molecular function: zinc ion binding; ubiquitin protein ligase activity. Gene Ontology annotation, cellular component: nucleoplasm. The coding region runs from base 460 to 2733 and encodes 757 amino acids. Gene Ontology annotation, biological process: Notch signaling pathway; protein ubiquitination.